Molecule: messenger RNA, 3839 nt
Organism: Cephus cinctus (wheat stem sawfly)
Lineage: Eukaryota; Metazoa; Arthropoda; Insecta; Hymenoptera; Cephidae
Product: arginine-glutamic acid dipeptide repeats protein
Exons: 3
Coding region: 326-2896 (856 amino acids)
Source: RefSeq, a predicted model, not a curated record
GUCCUCCACCGCGCUUUGAGGAAUACGCACAUUUUGCGAACGAUUAAAGAUCAGUAGCUGAUAUCGACUGUUGCCUGAGAUAAUCAAGGAACAGAGUCUUUCAGUCAGUUUUAUAAUCGAGAGAAGAAGAAAAUAUUGCAACGAACGUAACAUUUUCGUAAGAAUAUACUUUGGUUGAGCAUCGACGUCGGAUCGUCGAAAUGUCUGUGAACGAGAAAUUGCUGGACGUUUGAUUCGUGUGUUGUCAAUUAUUCAAUUUGGGGGUUAAAACCCGAAGAGGAGAGAAACUUAUUGGAGCUUACGCAGGUUCAAGGGUCAAAGGAAAAUGCCGCCAAUACGAAGUUUCCUGUCCACGUGGAUCAUCCUGACCUGUGUCGUCUGCUACUCCAAUUGUGAGAAUGUUGGUUCGUCCUUCGAGAACAAGACUGGAUACAAUCAGGAAAGCAGAGCCAGGAUAUUCUCGCCGAGAAUGGACUACGACGAGUGGACGCCUCUGGGACGUGGGGAUCCUUUGAAAAAUGAUCCCACAUUCGAUUACGUUCCGCCCGUAUUGGACAGGGUGCAAUAUUGGCUUGAUUCGCACACGACCGAACCUUCGGCGAAGCGCGAUAUUCUCGUGCUCGGUGUUACGGCUAAGAAAACCAGUCCCAAGAUACCCGAACAAUUUCUCAAGUUCGUCGACGGUCCGAAGUUCACAAGGAAUCAGGAUCAGUAUCGGACCGAGCCGGUAUUACAUAGGACCGAUUUUACCGGAAGUUCCGGAGCUGAACCGCCUAAGCUCGUGAGAACUUCGAACUUCAAGAACGGAGUGAUUGACUACAGGAAUCAAAAUAGAAUUCAAAAUGUACCGGCGAGCUACUACCCUAGUCCGUUUUAUGGACAGAAACCUAAACCUUACACCAUGAUGCUACCGCCGCCGUUGAUACGGAAACCACUGGAGCAGACGAACUUCUCGCAAAAGGGCAAGGUCACGUUUGGGGAUCAACAGUUCAGCACGCAAACGGAGGAAGGACCGAUUUUACAAUUGGAAUCCCAGAUUUACAGUUUGCCACCGAAGAAUACCUACUCUCAGCCUCUUCCCGCGCCAAGACCUUCCUCGAAGCCGCCGAAGAGCGUCGUGUCUCAAAUAGAGACUAUCAAGAGCGUCUACACGCCACCAGCGCAAAAUCAAAAACCAAAAUUUGACCAAACAACGCCGUCGGUCUCCUUUGAAAAAUCUAAUCUGAUUUACCAGUCUACGCAAACGCUAUCCGGUGGCUGGUUAGCGAGCAGUGGACCAUCAUCCUCAUCAGUGUCCUCUGUGUCCUCGGAACCCAGUAGCCAGGUCACCUGGCAGACUCCAGCCAAUCUGCGCGAUCACUUUGAUAACAUGGACCAUCACGUAGCAGCUUCGUCAAGUCACGAGGUCGUCGUUGGUCAGAAUGCAAAUAUCAUUGUGGAUGGUGACAGUAAUGAUAACGAGGAAGUGGUGAUCGGUCAGAAGGAAGUUGCGCCGGAGGGUCCAUCAUCUACAGGAUCGGUAGUCCAGCCGUCUGUAACGACAGUACAGAAAGAGGAGAACGCUGGUGAGAUAGUUAUGGGUCAGCCAUCCGGGUCAAAGAUGCAUAUAGUGAUGGCUAAUACACCGUCCUUGGAAGUGGAGAAUCAGAAGACAAAAAGUCCCAUAGCUGUGGUGAUGCCUACCAAUUACAUGGACAAGCUGAACGUGACUAUAGGGGAUGGACCAAAACCUUCUCCAGCGACACCCAACAAUUUUGGGAACGCGAUGACCUCUGAGAUGAAGCAGACGCUGCUGACGUCGAAUCCAGCACCCUCCAGGAACUCAUUACCCAGUCCUCCGAUGCCACCGCGUCACGAGGAGCAUCAUCCAUACCUAGGUCGACCUAUGCCCCCGCAGAUGGCUAUGCACCAACCCUCAAUGCAUCAUACAGCCUUUCCCAUGGGUCUACCACAGCAAAUGAUGCAACAACGCCCAUCUAACAGCAUAAUGCAGUACCUACCUAGCAUGCCGAAUAUGAUGCACCCUAUGGAGUCCCAUAUACCGUACAGGUCACCAUCUAUGCCCCACGCACAACCUCCAAUGACGCAUAUGCAUGGUCCACCAGCUAAACCCAUGAUGAGGCUACCAGCCAUGGAAGAACUUCAUCAUCAGAAGUUUUCCCAAGUUCCCAUCACUUUUACGAACCCACCAAUUUUCCAAAGCUCCACGAACAAGCAUGUCUCCAGACCGGACAACCCUGCACAGACGAUGAUGUUGUCUCAGUCACCAAUCCUGCCGACGGUGCCGCCUCAGAAUCCUGAAACGGUCACCCCAGGUCUAGAGGCUGUCACGGACUAUAUAAAGAACGAAUCACCCCUGGCUAUGAUUUUGAAUAACGAAACACGUAAACUACACCAAACGCCUUCUACGGCAACGUCAAUAGUCUUUUCGUCAUCUUUACCGUCCUCAUCACCUACGCCAGCACCUUCGCCACCACCUCCGACAACAACUGUACCAAGUCUAACAACCGAUCCUAUAUUUUCACAUUAUAAACAGCCAGCCAAACCUAUUCGGGGACCAAUGUACCUUAUAAUUCAAGGCCAUUCAAAAGUUAAAACCUACAAGCCAUCAGUGAAUAAGCACGGGGUGCCUGUGGAGAACAACGAGAUCCAGGAAAGCACUACCGAGCGUCUAUCCAAGCUGGAACAGCUGAUAAACGAGAACACCAAGGGCUCUGGCGGCGAGAGAGUCACGUCUAAAAUGAGAAUUGAGAAACCACCUGGGCAACGAUUAGGCCAAGAGAGUCUCUUGAGUCUCGUAGAGAGUGGUUUUAGUGCAUUCACUGUACCGCCGCCUCCUGCAACGGAGGAGGAACGCGAGACCAACUCCGUGACUACCAUAGAGAUCAAUAAUUAGGCCAAUGACCUUUAACCCCUUCGUAUCUUAAGGGGUGCGUCUCCAUUAGGAAGACAAUCAUCGUCGUAGAGUGAUUACGUGAUUCCAGGCUUUAGAGAGGCUUACACCUUUGCUUAAUUCUUCGUUAAUCGUCGAAGAAUGUCAUAUAGCUCGCAAGAAUCCUUUUUUUACUUAUUUCUAUAUUUUUUUUUUUUCAUUGUGCCAGUAUGGGGUGGGAUGCGAUGCGCUUGAUGGGUUCAUCCCUUAGGCGAUGCCCUUGUGUAUUAAUUAGGAUUAAAAUAGUUUGCAAUUAAUAUGAAUUAGGUGCUAGGUAAAAGUCGUUAUCUAGAUUAGAGAAACAAAAGUUGCUAUGCAAAAGUGCAGUGGACGAUAAACUUUUCGAGAGAUUGAUAAACGCUUCGUACGUACGUGUCGAUAAUAUUUAUUAUUAUUGUAUUUAUUUAUUAUUUAUUGUUAGACGCGUUUCGCGUGAUCCUCGUAUUAAAUCGUGUCACGUUAAUGAGUUCUAGAUUAGAAUUCGAUGUAUCAAUUAACUCCUAGUCUUACUUAUACCAGUUACCAAACAUAUCGUGUACGUACUAACAAAACUGUAUCGCACCCCUAUACCUAUAAUUUAUAUUAUAUAGGUAAAUAUAUGAAUAUGCUAUGUAGUUAUGUUGUGUAUAUCUAAACAUAAAUUAUAUAUAUUAGACUUAUUAUAUCGACAUGUUAUCAUUACAUUAUGUAUCGACUUAAGCCAUACCGAUUUCUCUGUAGUCGCGUCAUCUUUUUUUUUUUUUUACUUUUUUUAAUCCUACGUUAGGACGAUCCAAAUUUUAUACGUAUAUGGACGUACAUAUGUACUCUAAAGCGUGUUACGUUUAUGUAUGAUAUUUGUACCUGACGGUCAUGUUCUGUUGAUUAUUACAUUUAUUAAAUUAAUAAAAUAUCAUAUUAUACCUUA